AUUGCUGAGACGACCUCGACCUUGACGCAGACGGACCUGAGGGAGGGCGUAACUCAGACUGAACCAUACACACCUGAGUACUACGUGCCGAAGGGAACAACUUCUGAACUGCUCAGUAUCGCCAUGUUAUCAUACGGGUGUGGUUUGCCAGCGGGAUUGGCAGAAGUUGAAAUGAUUGAAAGGAUGAGAACAAAGAGGAUCUGGGAGUUGGAGCAGAUGCAGUUGAGUGAGAAGUGCCAGGUUGAGAAGCGAAUGAAGAAGAUGGAGGAGCAACAUGCACUGGAGUGGAGCGUCAGAGAUGCUGAGAUACAGAGGAUCUUGGACCUUCGGUUGAAGGUGACGAUGAAGAUGUUGAGGCUGAGGGAGGGGCAGACUGAUGAGAUAAACAGGCAACGAUUGGAAGAUCUAUGGAACAGAAAGGAAGAAGAGGCCCACAAGAAACUGGCCAAGUUAAAGUUUAACAACCUAAGAGCCUUGAGGAAGAUAUCCGGAAAGGAAUGUUUGGUUGAGAGAAAGAUUUUGCGAAGAGAUGUCGUUAAGGAUUACACAGACUUCGGGUCGCAGGCCUUUGCACCGCUGACUCGCAUCGGAGUGUUUCUGGACAUGAAUGCUGCCAAGUAUGAAUUCGAUUCCUAUCUUCUCAGUUCUCUACAAGGGGUGACGGAGCUGGAGGACACGUUGAAUCGCAAGCAGUACAACUGCAACAUUCGCAUCCGUCCCAAGUCGCCCAACGACAAGAUAGCCGUCCAGAGGAGAAGAAGAAGGAGAGAAAAAGAGUUGGAAAGGAUCUACGAUUCCAUACAGAAAGAGAAGGAACUACUAAGCAAAUCACCAAAGCCUCUCAAAUUUUUGCAAAAAAUUGAGAAACCCGCCGUUCGCCCACCCACACCAACCGCUUCCUUUGAAUCCGAGGUUCAAGACAAUAAAAAGCUGGCCAUCACAUUCCUGCAGCAGAUGAUUAGAGGCAGGCACUCGCAAGCCACCAUGCUUCAGGGCAAGGAAGAAAGAAUGGAAUUGAUAAAAGAGUUGAGAAGCACACACGCACUUUUGCAAAGUGAGCAGAGUUUCAUUGAGGCGCAUAAGCAGAAGACGUUGGAGGAACAAGACUUGAGGGCUCGUUUAGUUACGAGGGAUGACGUUGUAGACAGUCUCAUCAGCGAAUUGGAGGGUGAAACGCUUUCUGAUUGUCUGGACUUCCUGACGAAAGAACUGGACAGACUGAAAGAAGAGCGAAGGAUAGAAGCUUUCGUUAUGUUAGCCGAGAGGAACAGAAGGAUAAGGGAAGCUGAAGAAUCAGGAAUGCGACAGAUCGAAGAGCGAAGGCGAAGAGAAGCCGAUGAAGCAUUCAAACAGAUUGUGAAGGUGCACCAGGACACGGUGGACAGUUACUUGGAGGACAUCAUACUUAAGACCAUCGAUAGCAACGCCGAUAUGCAAGCGAGGAAGCUCGUACAACAAACUGCAAUUAUGAUUGAUGAAGCUGCUAACAAAGCUGAAAACAGUCGUUCCACAAUGGACUCAGAGGAGAUCGUGGCUCAGUUGGUCUUGGGUUUUCUCAUUCCAGAAGUGUUCAAGCAGGAUCACAACAAUAAAAGUCGGUCGUCA
This is a messenger RNA of Helobdella robusta, 1605 nucleotides long. RefSeq lists its product as hypothetical. The record is from RefSeq and is a predicted model, not a curated record. The transcript has 13 exons. The annotation marks the transcript as partial. Lineage: Eukaryota; Metazoa; Annelida; Clitellata; Rhynchobdellida; Glossiphoniidae.